This is a messenger RNA of Astyanax mexicanus (Mexican tetra), 3547 nucleotides long. RefSeq names its product GULP PTB domain containing engulfment adaptor 1b (gene gulp1b). The coding region runs from base 161 to 1255 and encodes 364 amino acids. The record is from RefSeq and is a predicted model, not a curated record. NCBI's taxonomy places the organism in Eukaryota, Metazoa, Chordata, Actinopteri, Characiformes, Acestrorhamphidae. The transcript has 12 exons.
CACUAAACUUUUUAAGCAGCUCGAGUAAAGCGGAGUAAAGCAGUCCGGUAACGGCAGCGCGAGCGGACGCGCACGGAGCCGCGCGGGUUUACCGGGAAUACGGCAGGAACGCGUCGGUUCCGGUGGAUCCUCCUCAGAUUAGUGUGACUCUUACAGCUUCAUGAUGAACAGAGCCUUCAACAGGAGGAAAGAAAAACCCAUCAUGCACAACCCAGAGGCCCUGGUGAGGCAUCAUGUAGCGUACAGUGCUAAGUUUUUGGGAAUCACAGAAGUUGACCAACCGAAAGGAACAGAUGUUGUUCGUGUAGCUGUGAGGAAGCUGAAGUUUCAGAGGCAUAUCAAAAAGUCAGAAGGCCAAAAGCUGCCCAAAGUAGAGCUGCAGAUAUCCAUAUAUGGAGUGAAAAUACUGGAUCCAAAAACUAAGGAGAUACAGCACAACUGCCAGCUGCACAGGAUGUCUUUCUGCGCUGAUGACAAAACAGACAAGCGCAUCUUCACCUACAUCUGCACUGAACCCGAGACCAAACGGCACCUUUGCUAUGUCUUCGACAGCGAGAAAUGUGCAGAAGAGAUCACUGUGGCGAUUGGUCAGGCGUUUGACCUGGCCUAUAAAAAGUUCCUAGAGUCUGGAGGGAAAGACGUGGAGACGAGAAAACAAAUAGGCAAUCUACAGAAGCGGAUUCAAGAUUUAGAAAUGGAGAAUUCGAAGCUUAAAAAGCAGCUUCAGGAUCUGGAGGAUCAGCUGAUCAGCACUCAGUCGUCUCCACUGCACCGGCCCGCCGCGCUCUUCUUCUGCUCUGAUGACAUCACCUCGUUCUCCUCUCUAGACAUUACCUCUGUCAGUCUAACACCUGCCAGUUCACCUGAUUCCAACCAAUCAGCCGGCCUGCUUACCCCACCUCCUGCUAAACCCGCCCACUUUCAGCCAGCCAAUGGCUACAGUGUCCCUCGGCCUCGUGCUGGAAGUAUCCCAGUAUCUUCCACAGACGUAUUUGACAUGGUGCCGUUCACACCCACAUCAUCCAUGACGAGAAUAUCUAACAGUAACGGAACCUCACUGCUCCCUCCACUGCCUCCUAAAGACAGGGCUAUAGAUUUGUUUGGAGCCGUGCCCUUUGACCCCUUCAUCUGCGGAAUCGCUGAUUUUACUCCAGAUAUCCAGUCAAAGCUGGAUGAGAUGCAGGAGGGGUUCAAAAUGGGUCUGACUCUGGAGGGCGCCAUUCUUUCACUGGAUCAGGUGGACAGCCGAUGCUGAUGUCAUAAUUUCCCUUUCUGUGGACGACUGAACUGGAAACAGAUUGUUAGAUCAGUGUUUCUGUGUCCAUUUUGCUUUAAGUGAGGAGUGAAGUUGAACAAAGCCAUGGAACAGGCUGUACAGGUUCUUUUUAUCUAUUUUUAUAUUGUACAAAAUCAGUCCAGAGAGAUUUUACGCCUAAUUUUACUGAGAAUCACUGAUUUCACUCCCUGUAUCUUAUUGACUGAGCAACUGUUGAAAGGAGAGACAUGCUGUACUAACAUUAAAGCACUUUUUAGACUUUUUUUAGAAUAUUGUUAUAGAUUAUACAGUACUGUGAGAAAAUAUUAGGCACCUGAGAUUGUAUCUAAUGGUUAAUAUUUAUCUGUGCUGGGAUUUCUGAAAACAUUUCAGAACGAAGAAGAUUUUAAAAUGGUUAAACCAUUUUCUCUGCCAGUUAAAAUGAUCUUUAUGGCAUGGCACGUUUUGGCAUCCCCAGUCUAAGGGUCUGUUACUUUAAUUUCUACUCAAGUUAAAGGUAUAAGAUUAUGUUCCUGUAGCAUAAGCCCAAAACAUGAUCAAACCACCCCAUGUUUAACAGUUCUCUGUUUUCUGAAAUAUCACCUCCUUUUGGUGCUUGGGUUGCUGCACAGUAGAAUAGUGCACCACCAUUGCAGAGUCUGAUAAAUCUUCCGGAGGGUUUUGAAAUUUUGAAUACCACUGGGCAUUUGAGAGCAUUAAGUGUUUAUUUGUUCAGACCAUAGACUGUGUAUAGCUGGACAGAGAAUCGUCUCUUAAAAGUAAAGCCACCACAGGUCGGGCGCCCCCUGCUGUUCGGUUUCAGAAAGCUGUGUAACCCCACCCAUCCCCAUAGGUUUCAAUGGCAAAACAGACAACUUUCAAUCACGUUUUUUUCUAAUAUACUGUAAUUUUACCCCCAUUAUUUAAAUGCAACAGCUAGUGUAACCUCUGCUUAUAUUUUAAAAUUUUUAUAUCCCCACAGAAUUCGUUUUUAAAAACGUUAUUCAGCUCUAUUCAAAAAAGGUGUGGUUAUUGUAAAAGGGCUGGUUAUGGGCGGGACCAAUAACAGACCGUCAGCUCCGCUCCGCUCCGCUCUGCAGCCUGUGACCUCGAGUCAGCCCUCAGGGGCGGGGUUAUUUAAAUUAGUAGGCUGUCUCUCCACAGAAUUUCUCCCUCCUCUGGUCUCUACUGCGUAGACUCGGGUAUCAGGAUCACCAACAUGGCCAAAGAUUUUGGCUUCAUUUUUAUUGAAUGAAUGGAAACAGUGACACGGCGUCCAUCUUUUUUUUACAGUCUCUGGUUCAGACUAAUGACUGUGGAAAACAUGAACACUGUGGUUCUACAGUAAAAUAAAGCCAGAUUGGCAAAUUGCACAUUACAGACUGGAGGCCAGACUGCAUUUCAAACUGCCUUCAUUGAGUUUACAGUGCAGCCUAAAAGAGAAGAAGAAAAUCAAUCAUGUUCACUGCUGAGAUGAACCAAAGCUACUACACUCCAGUUUAUAACCCUGUUUAAACCAUUGAGCUGUUCAUGCUUUUCUCGAGUCACUGGUUCAGAUAAAUAUUAAUAUUAGAACAUGCUUGUUUAUAUUUUAGUUUAAAAGCAUACACACUCACAACCUCACACAAAUACAGAGUAAAUGAUUAGAAAUAAUUUGUUCAGGUGCCUAAACCUGCAGAGUACAGUAUAUCAUUAGAUAUACAUUAGUUAUUAGUUAUUAUCAGACUGCUGUGAACUGGCUUCUUCAGAGACUGGUAGAAAGCAGAGGACUGUGGCAGCUGGUGGUAAUAAAAGGUAGGAUAGGCCUGUCACGAUAACCAUUUUUAUUGGAUGAUAUAUUGUCCUGUACAUAAUUGCGAUAUUAUUACCAAAAAUAUGCUAAUAUAUUAUGCUAAUAUACUAUUAUUACUUCUAAUAUUACUAGCAUAAUAAUGAAAACACACCCUUUUAAAAAGCAAUCAGCUUUUAAUUAUUCAGAAUAUUCAGACAUUAAAAUUGGAAUAUAAACACAUUUAACUAUUCUAAAAAAAACAUAAAUAAAACAAAUAAAAUAAAAAUGUUUUUAAACAAAGUCAGCAUAGCGUCUCAUUCAUGCUCAAUAAUAUAAUUAUCGUGGCAGGCCUUUUUAGAUUAUUUCUUUUCCACAGGAAUGUUUGUAUUUUUAACUAAUACACACAUUUUCUUCAGUCCUCCUGUACCACCACUGACAUUUAUGUGAAUAAACAGCUUCUGAUAUUUCCUUUAUGAUGUGUUCUGCAUUGCGUUUAGUAAAUAAAGGACGACUCACAGAAA